Alternaria postmessia is the source of this 447-nucleotide messenger RNA. RefSeq lists its product as uncharacterized. Bases 1 to 447 code for a protein of 148 amino acids. The transcript has 2 exons. Gene Ontology annotation, cellular component: plasma membrane; fungal-type vacuole membrane. NCBI's taxonomy places the organism in Eukaryota, Fungi, Ascomycota, Dothideomycetes, Pleosporales, Pleosporaceae. Gene Ontology annotation, molecular function: transmembrane transporter activity. Gene Ontology annotation, biological process: transmembrane transport. The record is from RefSeq and is a predicted model, not a curated record.
AUGCAAUUAUUUGGCACAUGGCCAGCGAAGCUACCAAGGUUCAUCUACACAUUCCUCAGUGUUGUCGUGACCAUUGUGGUUGCGUGCGUAGGAUACAAUUCCCUCAACGAUAUCAUCUCCAACUCGGGCGCUGUCAUUGGAUACUGGUCCAUCGUCUACUUCGUCCUCAUUUUUGAGGAAUCGGUCAUCUUUCGACCAGUACGUGGGUACGGUCUUACCGGCUGGAAUGAUCCGAGGACCUUAUCAAUGGGCAUCGCAGCCAUUUUGUCGUUUUGUUUUGGUGUGGUAGGCGCUGUAGUUGGUACGGGACAGACCUUGUACACUGGGCCAGUUGCAGCGAUGAUUGGUGAUUAUGGUGGCGAUAUCGGCACAUGGCUUGCUUUCUCUUUUGCUGCUAUUGUCUAUGCUGGAAUGAGAUAUAUCGAGGUGAGGAGAUUCUAUCGUUGA